GGUUUCCGCCAUUUUAGUUGCAGUUUUCGUACACUAUUCUCGUGCCGCCGUUCUUGUUUAACUUGUUCGUUUGUGUCCGUUCGUUUUGUGAUCUACACGAAUAAAAUCUGUUCAAAAAGCUCAAUCUUCAUCGUAUUCAUUUUGCUGAUUGAUAUCGUCGUCGUUGUCCCACUAACUACCAAAAAUGUCUUACAAUCGUCGAAGUGGUGGUGGUGGUAAUUAUGGCGUUGGAAAUAACGGCAACUAUGGAAGUUCUUAUGGACAAAAUCCUAGCAAUAAUUUUAGCGGCUCUGGCAAUUAUGGAAGUGGAGGAGUUGGUGGUGGAGGCGGCGGCAGUGGAAAUUUCAAUGGAGGUGGCACUAGUCGUUUCAAUAACUUCAAUAAUUAUGGUAGAAGCCCCAAGAUGAGUCCUUGGGAGUCUGGUGUUUCUCCAGGAGGUGGAAUGAUGCCAAAUGUUCAUCCAAAUCAAAUGGCUCUAGCUAGUGAUUUAUUAUCUAAGCUUUUAGCACCUAAUCAGGGUGGAUACGGAAGUAACCAAAAUUGGGGUCCAAACCCUGGAAUGGUGAGAAGACAGGAAUCAUUUAAGAACCAAAACCGGCGCAGGCCUGAUAAUCGCAAUCGUAGACCUCCUCCAAAAAAGGACGAUAAGAAAAAGGAUUCUAAACCUGAAGCGGAUAAAAAUGAUAAGAGUUCUACUAAUGAAACAAAUGGUAUUAAGAAAGAAACAACAGACCAAGAACAUGUGGAUUAUGAUGGUAUUCCAACAGCUGUAUUAUUUUGUCAUGUUUGUCAAAAACAUAUGUGGGACGGAGCUUCUUUUGAGAAACAUGUACGUGGUCGUCCUCAUGAAUUGAUGAUGACAUACUUGGAUGAAGGGUACAAAAUGCAAGUAGAGUUAAUGCGUCACCAGAUAAAAGCAGCUGAAAAUCAAAGAGAAAUUGAUUUAGAGCGUAUGCAAGCUCAAAAUAAGGGAAAAGCUAAACCAUUGUUUCGUAAUUACUGUCCUAUGUGCAAUAUUAAUUUCUAUGGGCCUUUGACUGGACAUCGUAAAAGUGAUCGUCAUCGUAAAUUGAAACAAUUUCUUCAUCCAGAAUGUAAAAUGUGUGAUACGUUAUUCCAUACUCGUUUAGAAUGGGAUGAUCACAAAUUAUCUUCUGAUCAUUUACGUAAAGUUGGUGAACAACGCCGUCAAUUUAAUCCGGACCUUAAAGAUGAUGAAUUUGAAUUGCUUGAUGUGAUUGUGAUUGAAGAUGAUUUACCUUCAGAAGAAAUACCUGUUGCAUCAAAAUUAGAUAUGCUUGAUGAUCAAGAUAUGAAAGAUGAUGAUGAUGAUGAAGAAGAACAAGAACAAGAAGAAAUUGUGAAGGAAUCUGAUGACAACAAAGAUAAUGAGGAAGUUGCUAGUACCAGUGUUGAUAAGGAAAAAGAAGAAAAUGAUAUUCCCAAAGAAGAGAACGAUACUUCCAACACAGAGAAUGAUACUUCCAUGAUAGAGAUUGAUAAUUCUAAAGAAGAAAAUGAUAUUAAUAAGGAACAGAAUGAUAAUGCUAAAGAAGAUGCAGUGGUUAUUAAGAAAGAAAAAGAUGAAAAAUAUAAUCCUGCUAAUGUUGUUGGUCGUGAACUUGUAGUUAAGACAGGAGGAUAUGUAUGUCGUAUUUGUUCAAUGUUUAUGAAGAAUGAUGAAGAAGCAGAUUUACAUUGUCAAACUGCUUCACAUUAUAUUAACUUCACUACUAUCACAAAGUUACAUGCUAAAAUUAAUAACCGAAAACGCAAAAUGAAAGAUGAUAAGAAAGAUGAUGAUGACAUUGAUGUAAACACAGAAGAAACUGAAACUGAAUUACCUGAGAAAAAAGCUCGUUUGGAUGAAACUGAAGAAGAUAAACCAGUAGUUGAGCAAAAUGGCAUAGUUGAGCCAGAAUCUGAACCUAUGGAUGAUGAUAAUAUGCAAGAGAUAAAAUCUAAUGAAAUUUGUAACGAUGAGUCGAAAGCAAUUAAUUCUGAAGAUUCAGUAGUUCCAGUUCCUGUAAUUGCAGAUCCUGUAGCUACAGAAAAUGUUGUUGAAACAAAAGAAGUUGUUGCUGAACCAGAAUCUGAACCAGUAAAAGAAUCUCCUGCUCCGGCUAUCAAAACUACUCCAACACGUGGUAGAGGUGGAGGUCGUGGUCGAGGAGUAGCAAGACGGGGUCGAUCGAGUCGCUAAAGUCAUAUUUAAAUAAAUAAUAUUUAAAAAAAAAAAAAAAAAAUGAAAAAUAAAUGGAGGAUAUACAACUUUA
Messenger RNA from Rhopalosiphum maidis (corn leaf aphid), 2276 nucleotides. Its product is annotated as zinc finger protein on ecdysone puffs-like. Bases 185 to 2203 code for a protein of 672 amino acids. The transcript has 9 exons. Gene Ontology annotation, cellular component: nucleus. NCBI's taxonomy places the organism in Eukaryota, Metazoa, Arthropoda, Insecta, Hemiptera, Aphididae. The record is from RefSeq and is a predicted model, not a curated record. Gene Ontology annotation, molecular function: zinc ion binding; nucleic acid binding.